Molecule: messenger RNA, 2409 nt
Organism: Scedosporium apiospermum
Lineage: Eukaryota; Fungi; Ascomycota; Sordariomycetes; Microascales; Microascaceae
Exons: 3
Coding region: 1-2409 (802 amino acids)
Source: RefSeq, a predicted model, not a curated record
AUGGCUGAGUUAUACAGAGAGACCCGCACCUAUCGGGAACGGGGCCGAGAUGACGACUCAUCUGAUGAGGAGAGGCGGCGCACUACAUUCCGUCGCUACAAGGUGACGUCCCCGAGCAAUUACGACGAUCACGAUGAUCCCCGAUACCCCAGCACCGCCCUUGUCGAAAAGAGAGUGGUUGAACGCGAACGAGAAGCCGACCCAUAUGACGACUUCGUCUAUGAGAAAGAGAAAGAGGUCAAGCGGGAGCGCCGACAUGACCGGGAUCGAGACCGAGAUCACUUCGACGAUGACGAUCGUGCCCGCAGCUAUACCUAUGAACGCGAAAUUUCGCGUGGGCAUGAGCACGAUCACGGCCAUAGCCAUCAUGAUCACAGCCACGAUCGUAGUCGCGACCGGGACUGGGGCCGAAAAGCACCCGAAGAGACCGACAUGCGCCUCGAGAAGCGUGUCGAGAGGACUUCGGACGGUGACCUAAAGAUCCAAAGACGCUACGAGGAGUACCAUGACAUAGAUGGGGAUGGCCGCCCAGACAUCGAACGCUACCGAAAGGAAACUGAGUAUUACGCGCCAUAUGAACCACCCAACCCACUCGUUCUCAGGCAACGUGCGCCCGAGCAAAGGAUCAUCGUCCAGGAAGCACCACCUCCUGCCCCGAUCAUUGUGCCCCGCCAGGAUCCCAACAUUGUUGUUAUCCGGGAUGAACCAUCCCGCGAACUUGUACGCAGAAAACCCCACCGUGAUGAUGAAUAUUAUUACCGACAUGAAAAAAAGGAAAUCGGCCCCUACCGCCGGGAAAGCGAGUACAAGGUAGAACGCCGUGGUCGCAGACGCAACUAUGCCAGUGAUGGCGAUUACAGCGAUGACGGUUACGUCGUGCACCGUCGCCGCAGGACCAUUAUUCGCGACCGCAGUUCAUCUAGCUCGGACUCUGACCGCCACAAGCUCCAUCUUGCGGAGGGUGCAUUGGCUGGAGCCGGUGUUACCGCCCUUCUCGCGAGUCGUCGCGAUAAGUAUGGCGAACUGCCGGAACACCGUGGCCGCAAAGUCGUCGCUGGAGCUGCCCUCGGAGCGCUCGGGACGGAAGCGUUCAAAAGGGCUCGUAGCGCUAUUGAUGAGCGAUACGAUAUCCACCGUUCCCCUUCUCGUGACCGCCACUCCAGGAUCAAGACAGGUCUUGGCAUUGCUGCCGCCGCCCUCGCCGUGGCUGGAGCGACGCAGUAUUACAAGGCGAACAAGGUUGAGAAGGAAGAAGCUAAACGCGGCCGUAGCAGAACUCGGGGCUAUUCGAGCGACGAAUAUUAUGCGUCUCGGUCUCCCAGCCGUAAGCGGAGUCGCAGUAGGUCCAUCGCCAAGGCUGCCUUAGCCACGGCAGCGACUGCCGGUGUUCUCAAACAUCUCCGCAACAGAUCGAAAUCCAAGUCUAGAUCAAGGUCCAGAUCGGUCAAGAGUCAGUCCCGAUCUCGGUCAAGGCUACGAACCGGCGCCGAGAUUGCCGCAGCCGCCGUUGCUGGCGGAGCUGCCGGCAAGCUAUACCAGAGACAUAAGGAGAAGAAAGAGGAGAGAGAACGCUCUCGCUCUAGGAGCUCGGACAGCCACUACGAGCCCCGGCAUGGAUCGCGCUCGCGAUCACGCAGCAGGUCGACUACCCGAUCUUUCCACCCCGAGCCCGGUUCCGCUGAUCGUGAGCUAGGCCUAGUUGAGUACGGACACGACCCCCUUCGACCCGAGCCACCGUAUCCUGAUGACGAGUCCGACCGCGCUGCUCGUCGACGACGCCGCCGCCGCAACCGAUCCCGAAACACGGGCGAUUCAUCAGCAUCAGAAGCCGACACGAAGGGGUCGAAACGGAGCCGGAGCCGAUUGCGAGAGAUGGCGGCCGCUGCGCUAGGCACCGGUGCGGCUGCUAUGGGAUUUAAGGAAUACAAGGAUAGAAAGAAAUCAAAGAGCAGGGACAGGGACAUGCCUAGCGAUCGGGAGGCUGAGUCGGCCGACGAUCGACGCGAGAGGCGGAGGAGGGAGCGCGAGCGAAGACGCUAUGAAAACGAUGAUUAUUAUGAUGAUGACGGUUACCCACCAUCUCCUCGCCACGCGUCUGGAGGUUCUCGUCCGAGGAUGUCUGGUGCCAAUUCGGACCCAAAUGACUUCUCCACCUAUCCCCCUCAGACUUACUACCCGGUACCUCCAGACGCGACUGCUACUUAUCCUCCUCCGGGCCCACCACCAGCAGAUGCCCCGGUUUACACAUCCUACCCCCCACCACAGGAGCCAAACGCUUAUCCUGGGCCGCCACCGCCCCCUGGUGCCGUUCCCGGAUACCCACCACCGACGGCUCCAGGACCUGCGCCGGGACCUGCUCCAGGACCAUCAAACCGACCUCCUCCCAUUGGACCUGAGCAUAACAUGUAA